CCUCCUCUCCCACCUCCCCAUCCGCCAUGCAGGCCGUCAAGCAGGAGAAGGACACCUCCUGCAAGACUGCUGCCCCGGCUGAAGCCCCUCCAAAGGCUGUCGCUCAGAAAUCAAUGCUGGAGAAGCUUAAGCUCUUCAACAGUAAAGGAGGCUCCAAAUCGUCCACCACCUCCUCCAACGGAGUAUCAGCCCAGACGGAUAAUGCAGCCCCGGGCAGGCAGCUUGGAGCCGGGCAGGUGGAGAGAGCUGAGACCGGCUCCAACACCGACCCCCUGGAGGAGGAUGAUGGCAACGUCCGGCCGGGACUGAACGGGACCAGCAACGGGACGGCCUACGGAGCAGCUCCCUCAGCAGGUACUACUGUCUCUACAACCGCCAGCAGCCCGAAAAUCGCUCUGAGGGGCAUCGCCCAGCGCACUUUUAGCAGAGCUUUGACUGCCAAGAAGGGUUCUGUCAAAGGCCUUGAGAAGGACAAGGAGAGAGGGAAGGAGAAGGAGAAAGAUAAGGACAAAGGGAAGGAGGUGGGGAAACGCACCUCAGUCUCUGACAGGGCAGAGCUCAGGGGAGAGGAGCCCAAGGACGAGGCAGCGUCCGUCGCUGUAGACGCUGAUGCCUCCAACAAAAGGACCUCUAAAAUUGCCAGUUUCAUACCCAAAGGGGGUAAAGUGGCCAAAAAGGAGAGCUCCACCCCUGCACACAGCGGAAUACCAAAGCCGGGAGGUAAAGCCCCAGGAGUCGGGGGCAAAGCCUCCUCAGUGAAGGAGGCGGGGGAGAGGCCUCGGAGCAUGAGGUUAGGAGGGGGCCUGGCCAUGCACCGCGGCCCGCUGGACAGGGACAGGGACAGCAGACACUCCAGCUCUACCUCCAGCCUGGCCUCCACGGAGGGGAAGAGCAGCGCCGCCCCGGUGGCCGGAGGAGGCACCACACAGAGCACCGCCAGCAACACCGUCAGCGUGCAGCUACCUCAGACGCAACAGCACCACAGCCACCCCAACACGGCCACCGUCGCACCUUUCAUGUACAGAUCCCAAACAGACGGCGAGGGAACGGUGAACGCUGAGACGGGUUCGGGAGGAAGAGGUGGAGACGUUUCCUUCACCAAGACCAGCCAGACCUCCAUCGAGGACCUCUCAGGUGAAGACCCGGAGACGAGGCGGUUGCGUACUGUCAAAAACAUAGCAGACCUGCGGCAAAACCUGGAGGAGACCAUGUCCAGCCUGCGAGGAACUCAGGUCACACACAGCACCUUGGAAACCACCUUCGACGGCAGCGUCACCACAGACAUCAGCGGCCGCAGCAUCCUCAGCAUCACCUCUGCCCGCCCAUCGCUGUCGUCAUGGCGACUGGGCCAGUCCAGCCCUCGUCUGCAGGCGGGCGACGCCCCCUCGUUGGGCAACGGCUACGCUGGCCGGGUGGUCGGCGGCCAGGGAGGGCGCUACCUGUACCCAGGGCACCUCCGGAGGCAGCUGGCGGGCCGGGGAGGAGCCCUGUGCAGCGUGGAGCUCGGAGACAGAGCCGGGGAGGACAUGGACCUGGACGGCAUCUCCAUGGAGGUGACGGGAUACAUGAGCGACGGAGACGUGCUGAGCAAGAACGCCGUGCGCACUGAUGACGUCACCAGCGGCUACAUGACUGACGGAGGUUUGGGUCUGUACACGCGCCGCCUGAACCGCCUCCCCGACAGCAUGGCCGCCGUGCGAGAGACACUGCAUCGGAAUACGUCUUCUGGACAGGGAGAUGCUGACAGCUGGGAUGACAGCAGCUCUGUGAGCAGCGGCAUCAGCGACAACAUCGACACAGAUGACAUCAACACCAGCUCCUCCAUCUCCUCCUACGCCAACACGCCGGCAGCACAGCGCAAAGGCCUCAACGCGCAGCCUGUGACGGACGCGGAGAAGCACUCGGCCUCCACAGCGGUGCACCAGUCCUGGUCGGGAGACGAGGUGAAGAGGCCAGACGGCGGGUCAGACAGCGGGGUCAGGAUGGAGCCGAGCUCCAAGUGGAGCCGCCGGAACCCCUCCGACAUCUCCGACGAGUCCGACAAGGGCGGCUCGGGCAGGAAGACCCCCUCGGUGUCCCACACAGGCUCCUGGAGGAGAGGCAUGAGCACUCAGGUGGGGGUGACGUCCCCCCGGACGAAAAGCACCAGUAGCACCGGUUCUACGGGCUCGGUCGGCCUCAAGACCCACAGUUCAGGUAAAACAGAUGAUGUCAAGGUGUCAGAGAAAGGACGCCUCUCUCCUCGUCCUAACGGCCUUCACCGCUCGCCGUCGGACGCCGGGCGCAGCAGCGGCGACGAGGCCAAGAAACAGUCGAUCCCCAGCAGCCGCACGUCGACCACGAACACACUCACACACACUGUGUCAGACCCGCACUCCCACACGCUGACCUCACGCACCCCGACCAGCACCUUCGGCUUCAAGAAGCAGGGCAUGGUUACCAUGGUGACAGCCAGCGGCGCCACCAUCACCAGCGGUUCAGCCACUCUGGGGAAGAUGCCUAAAUCUGGAGGGCGCUCGCUGUCAGGAGGGUUGAAGGCCGGCGGGCAGGACGGAGGCUCCAUGCUGGGGCACCACGACGACGGCUUCCUCCCCAUGAGCGCCCGAUCCACGCUGCAGUACCGCAGCCUGCCCAGACCCAGCCGCUCCGGGGCGGCCGCCCGCAACGGGAACCGCUCCUCCACCAGCAGCAUCGAGGCCGCCGUGCUCUCCGUCACCUCUCACGGGAAAAACUCCAUCAGCUUAGCCAAGGCCAACGGCUCGGGAGUCCUGCUGGCCAAUCAGACGGACCGAGAGAAGGGGGUCUCCGAGGUGGACAACCUCAGGAGCGGAGCGGCGAUGCAGGGCGGAGGAGCUGCGACGGUUCCUCUGACUGGACGACAGCAGGUUUCUUCACCGACGCUUCGCAGGUUAUUUGGUGGGAAGCCCAGUAAACAGGCUCCGAUCACCACGGCUGAAAACAUGAAGAACUCCACCGUCAUCUCCAACCCGCACGCCACCAUGAACCACGUGGCGACGGUGCCGGAGUCGCCCGACGCAGGGCUGGGAGGCGUGGACAGCGACACCAGCAGCCCGCUGUUCGGAGGCAGAGUGCUGGGGUCGGGCACGGGCACGCUGGGCAGCGAGCAGGCCUCCAGCCCCGGCUCCGUCUACUCCUCCACCGGCCCGUCCAACAGCCUGACGUGGGGAACCACCUUCAGCAGCUCCUCCGUCCCGAGCAGGGAGGGCACGCUGGGCGGCCACGGCGGGACGGGCAGCGUGGGCUUCCCCUCCGUCAGCAGCAUGCACACCAGCAGCGAGUCCAUCGACAUGAGCCUGGGCAGCGCCGGCCACGGGACCCACAGGGAGGACACGCUGUCCGCUCUGGGCCGGACCGGCAGCGUCAAGACCGGCAUGUCUGAGAGUCCCCUGUCCUCCCCCUCCGCUAGCCCUAUAUUCAGCCGAAACACGCUGCCUCGGAAGCAGGACAGCGGGCCACAUUGUGGUAGAAACACUCUGCCUAAGAAGGGACUCAGGUACGGUCCGUCGCCACAGCUGCGAAGCCACGAGGAGGCCCGCGAUUGGCUGCGCUCCCACUCCACCAGCGGGCUGCAGGACUCGGCCAGUAACUCCCCGUUCUCUCCCGGAUCCAGCCUCACCUCCCCCUCCGGCACUCGCUUCAACUUCGGACAGCUCGCAUCCAGCCCGACCUCAGCAGCUCAGAUCAACCUCGCCAGCAUGCGCACCAACAGCCUGACCAAUCAGGACGUCCCUUUCGACCCGUGCGGCGACAACCGACUGAGAAACUCCUGCAUGUCGCUCGACGAGAAGACACGCACCAUGAGCCGGUCAGGAUCCUUCAGGGACGGCUUCGAAGAAGUUCACGGAUCGUCUCUGUCUCUGGUCUCCAGCACUUCUUCCAUUUACUCCACGAACGAGGAGAAGUCCCAGUCGGAGAUCCGCAAGCUGCGUCGGGAGCUGGAUGCCUCCCAGGAAAAGGUUUCCGCCCUCACGACACAGCUGAGUGCCAAUGUAAGUCAACAAGCACUGCACAAACACACACG
Molecule: messenger RNA, 4042 nt
Organism: Stegastes partitus (bicolor damselfish)
Lineage: Eukaryota; Metazoa; Chordata; Actinopteri; Pomacentridae
Product: neuron navigator 2-like
Exons: 18
Biological process (GO): neurogenesis; nervous system development
Source: RefSeq, a predicted model, not a curated record